Messenger RNA from Plenodomus lingam JN3, 714 nucleotides. NCBI's taxonomy places the organism in Eukaryota, Fungi, Ascomycota, Dothideomycetes, Pleosporales, Leptosphaeriaceae. The record is from RefSeq and is a predicted model, not a curated record.
AUGAAGUGGCUUUUUGCUUUCCUUCCCUUGGCUGCUGCUGCUCCAGCUCUCCCUACGUUUGAAGCUGACAAUGGCCCCCCACCUGGAACGGUCAAAAUCAAGAGCGUCGGCUACGGAGGUACCGGAUGCCCCCAGGGCACUGUGAGCUCCACCAUCCUGGGCCACCGAGACACGGUAACUCUCAUCUUCGACGAGUACGUCGCGUCCAUAGGCCCAGGUAUCGCUGUGACGGAGCAGCGCAAGAACUGCCAGCUCAACAUUGCCCUUGACUACCCUGGUGGUUUUCAAUACUCUAUUCUCUCCGCCGACUACCGCGGCUACGCUUCUAUCCAAAAGGGCGUCCAAGGUACCUUGAAGUCGACAUACUACUUCUCCGGCCAGACCGAUCAGACCAGCACGGCCUACACCUUUGAGGGACCCAUCACCCAGGACUACCUCAAGCAUGACGAAGCCGACAGCACAUCGGUAGUCUGGUCCCCUUGCGGCCAAGCCGGUGUCCUCAACAUCAACUCGCAGGUCCGCCUGACGAGCUCCAACCCGGCUGCCACCGGUCUCCUGACCACCGAUUCUACCGACCUCAAGUUCACACAAGUCGUAGUCCCUGGGAGUUCAAAGUGGAGCAGCUACAAUGGAGAAAGUGUCUAUGAUGACGAGUAUUGCUCAUCUUCAGCUAUCCUACCAUCACCCAUUUUUCGGUUUUUGGGCCAGCGCUAG